Molecule: messenger RNA, 711 nt
Organism: Scheffersomyces stipitis CBS 6054
Lineage: Eukaryota; Fungi; Ascomycota; Pichiomycetes; Serinales; Debaryomycetaceae
Gene: MED11
Product: Med11p
Exons: 1
Coding region: 1-711 (236 amino acids)
Biological process (GO): regulation of transcription by RNA polymerase II
Cellular component (GO): mediator complex
Molecular function (GO): transcription coregulator activity
Source: RefSeq, a predicted model, not a curated record
AUGUCAGAAACGUUCAUCCAGGAAAGACUCGAUUCUCUCUACGAGAUCGACUGCAAGAUUGUCUCCUUGCUAGACAACAUAUCUACGCUCUUCCAGACCUAUAGCAGCAGCGAUGGCGAUGUCAAGGAGUCGUUUGCGCUGCAGACAGAAGAAAUCUACAGCAUUUUGAGCAAAGUGGCAAUUGAUCUUCGUAAGGAAGUCAAGGUUAUGGACGAUAACAUUGGAGUCUACGACAAGAACAAAGACGGAGUCAUGAUAUUGCCCAUUGGAGUAGACCAGAAGAACACCACACUUGGAAGGAAAAAGCUUAACGAGGAAUUGAAGGAAUUAGAAGGCUUAUUGCCACCCGUCAGCAAGAGCAACGAAGAGGAUAUCAGUAUGGCAGAUGCUGAACAAUCAGUAGAAAUAGAAAAGAAUGCUGAAGAAGAUAAGACACAAGUAAAGAAAGAAGCUGUUCAAGAGUCGAUAACAGAACCAGAAAAAAGCAAUCAAUCAACAAAUGAAGAAACUAAAGAAACUCAACCCGACCAAAUAGAAUCAAAGGAUGACAUCAAACAAGAAACACCAUUCAAUGAAAUCAACAUUCCAAAGGAGUCGACUUCGGAACCAGAACUUGGCCUUGGCGCCGAUAUUGACAUCGACAUGGACAACAAUGACAAUAAUAACGAUGAUAAUAGCAAUGUAGAUGAUCUUUUUGAAGAUAUACUAUGA